Molecule: messenger RNA, 2015 nt
Organism: Saccostrea echinata
Lineage: Eukaryota; Metazoa; Mollusca; Bivalvia; Ostreida; Ostreidae
Product: cholecystokinin receptor type A-like
Exons: 1
Coding region: 193-1467 (424 amino acids)
Biological process (GO): neuropeptide signaling pathway
Cellular component (GO): membrane
Molecular function (GO): neuropeptide receptor activity
Source: RefSeq, a predicted model, not a curated record
GUGAUUGCUUAUGUGUAUAGAAAAAAGUUGUUCUCUUGUUCUCUUAGUCCAUACUUAACUCCUUAUCAUAUACCAUACCGUCACAGUAUUGAAUAGUGUAUCCAAGAUUAGAGAUUGGGGCUUACAAUGGAAUAAUUCAACCUUCUAUAUUAAAUGGUGUGUUCAAUUGUGGUGCUUGUAUGAAGUGAGUGAAUGUUCAUCAUGAACGAUUCGUUGCUUUCUGCAAACAAGACACAAAGAAUUAUCGACGACCCUGUAUUGCUACAAAUUGGGAAUGACAUUGCAGUGCAAGAUUACUUAAUUCCAAGUCUUAUUCUAACCGUUUUAAUGAUCAUUAUUGGCAUUCCUGGAAAUAUCCUUAUCAUUGCAGUUUACAUGAAGAGAUGGCGAAAAUCUACAAGCAGAAUAUUCAUCCUUGCUCUAGCUUUCAACGAUUUGUUUAAUUGCUUAUUCACAAUGCCAGUUGAAUUGUACUAUAUCCUAAACAUUCUUCAAACUGACGAUUCAAAUCUUUGCAAAACUUCUCGGUUCCUUACUUUUUGGACAAAUGAUGGGUCUUCAUUGAUAUUAAUGGGCAUUGCCUUUGAUAGAUUACAACGCAUUUGUAAACCUUUUAAGAUUCAACUGUCUAUAUCUACAGCAAAAAAGAUUGUUGCCGUUUCAAUGUUGGCGUCUUUAGCGGUAGCCUGGCCAUCUCUUUUGAUAUAUGGAACAGCAAAAGUACCUGUUACAGUUGGCGAAAAUAAAAUUUAUGCCAAAAUGUGUUUGUAUUCCGAUAACAUUCGUAUAGACCCAACAGUUUUUGUGUUUUUCAUAAUGACAGGGAACUCUGUGCUUGAUGUGUUUUUUCUUGUUGUUUACGGAAUAAUCUUGUAUCAUGUCAAAAAUGCUGGAAAAGAACUUAGGAAGAUGUCUAGAGCAAAUCUUUACUCAGACAGCGGAUGUCGUAAAAUGUCUCUGACAGACGGCAGUAACCAUAAUUGCUCUCAUAACGUGACAUCGGUAGAGAAGACCUCAAAUAAAGAAAUUCAAAAAACGUCCAAAGGAGAAAUUAAACCUUCCACUAACAGACGGUCUUCUCCAGAAGAACCACUGACCGCUGCCACGAAACGGAAACUUUUCUCCGAGGGUCGACAAAAUCACCUAAGCUACACAUGUUAUGGUGAAAGUCGCAGAACUAUUUUCUCAACCCAAGACAAUUACCGUAAGAGAAAAACAACAAUUAUGUUGUUUGCUGUGACACUUUUAUUCAUCAUAUCUUUUGUACCGUAUACGGUACUAAUGACCAUUCGAAACUUCGAUUCUGAAUUCUACAGUCGCCUAAGUGAUUCUGAAAAGACAGCUUAUCAUUUCUUUAUUCGCUCAUUUUUCCUAUCAAAUGCUCUGAAUCCCCUUAUUUACGGAUUCGUAAGUGAACACUUCCGAAGUGAGUGUAAGAGCGUCCUCAAAAACAUCAUGUGUUGUUAAGAGAUGAAUGUCACUGCCCGAUAAGUGUAGAUAAAGAGGGUACUGAGAACUUGUACGUGUGAGUCAAUUUAUUUGUUCUUUUCCCCACACUUAAGGACGAGAUAUUAUUUUGAAACAUAAUAUAAUGUUGUUAAUGAUGUGCACACACUAAGUGGUUUGAUAUGAUUAAUACUCAGAAAGUAGCAUAUAUCAUUUGCAGAAAGGCAUUUUGUUGAAAAUUUUCACACCCCCCCCCCCAACUCAAGUCAUUCCAGGGAUCCGUGCACAUGUCUUUUCAUUGUUUGUGAUUAGCUAGAUUUAUUUUUGAUAAAUGAUUUAUUCUUCAGUACAGUAUAGCUACUGUUCUAGAAAAAAAAAUUCAAAAUUUAAAACUUCUACUAUUGCAACCCUGUUUGUUUGAUUUAAGGACCCUCCUCUAUAUUCACUGCACACUAAAGAGUUCCAAUUUUCUUGUAUUUUAUGCACUUAGAGUGAUCUGCCCUUAGAUCUAAAAUCAAAUUAAUUGAAAUCUACAGCAUAAUACUCUAUCUUUAAUCAAUGUUUUCAUU